AUGUUUGCCUCUCCAUGGGUCUGCCGGAGCUGCGCCCGCGCACUGCGUCGCUCUCACCCAUGGCAAGUCGGCCGGUUCAUGUCCAGCGCCUCUCCAGCCUCCCCCUCGUCCGCCCUUGCGCCCAGCCUGCUCCUCCGCGCCAGGUCCCUCGCCGCCGAGCACGCCGAGCUCCAAAAGACGCUCGAUGUCUCCUUCGACAAGGCCAAGGCCAAGCGCGUGGGCGAGCUGCACCGCAUCGCCUCGGCCCUGCGGGAAUGGGACAAGGUGCGCAGCUCCGUCGACGAGCUCACGGCCAUGGCCCAGGACCCGUCGCAGGACGUCGACCUCGCCUCCAUUGCCCGCGACGAGCUGCAGUCCGAGAACGAGGAGCUCGAGGCCCUCGAGAAGAAGCUGUCGGCUAGCCUGACGCCGCGGCAUCCCUUUGCUGACCUGCCCUGCAUGGUCGAGUUUCGCCCGGGCCCCGGCGGCCUCGAGGGCCGUUACUUUGCAGACACGCUCUUCAACAUGUACAAGAACCUGUGCGCGCGCGUGGGCAUCCGGGCUCAAGUGCUCAAGUACGAGCUGUCUGACUCGGCGGGCGACCAGUCGUCGACGGCAGGCGAGAGCCCAUUGCAAGAGGCCGUGCUCGAGAUCCAAGACACCGGCGCCUACGACAUGUUCCGGGGCGAGGCUGGCAUGCACCGCGUGCAGCGCAUCCCCAGCACCGAGAGCAAGGGCCGUGUGCACACGAGCGCCGUGGCCGUCUGGGUGCUCCCCUCGUUCCCUGAGAGCAGCGUGGGCGACAUGGACGUCGACGACCCGGAGAGCGACUUCUACAUCAACCCACAGGACGUCAGGAUCGAGACGAUGCGCGCGCGCGGCGCCGGCGGGCAACAUGUCAACAAGACCGAGUCGGCCAUCCGCAUGACGCACACGCCCACGGGCACCGUCGUGUCCAUGCAGGACCACCGCUCGCAGCAGCGCAACCGCGAGGCCGCGUGGAAGGUGCUGCGUUCGCGCAUCGCCAGCCAGCGCGUCGAGCAGCGCGAGGCAGAGGCCGCCAGUCUGCGCUCCAGCGUCCUCUCCCAGGCCCAGAUCACCCGCGGCGACAAGAUCCGCACUUACAACUUCAACCAGGACCGCUGCACCGACCACCGCGCCGGCUUCGACGCGCAUAACCUGCCCAGCGUGCUCGAUGGCGGCGAGACGCUCGAACGCGUUAUGCGGGCGGCCAAGGACUGGCUCGUGGCCCAAGACAUCCAGGCGCUCGUCGCCGAGGAGGAAGCCAAGGCCGGCUCCCAAUUAAAAGACUCGGCCAGGAGGUGA
Hirsutella rhossiliensis is the source of this 1305-nucleotide messenger RNA. RefSeq names its product PCRF domain-containing protein. The transcript has 2 exons. Gene Ontology annotation, biological process: translational termination. The coding region runs from base 1 to 1305 and encodes 434 amino acids. Gene Ontology annotation, molecular function: translation release factor activity. The record is from RefSeq and is a predicted model, not a curated record. NCBI's taxonomy places the organism in Eukaryota, Fungi, Ascomycota, Sordariomycetes, Hypocreales, Ophiocordycipitaceae.